AUGCUGGAGCUGCUGAGGGGCCUCUUCACUUCACUGGGGGCAGAGUUUAAUGCUCAGGUGUUUGUGGGGGGGGUCAGGUACUCCAGCUGCAGCAGGAGGAGGGGGCGGCUGCUCAGUUUCCUCGUCGGUCAGGCCAAGAUGGCCGUCUAUGUGAGCAGGAGGAGGAUGGUCCAGGACCAGAGUGAGAUCAGUCCCAGGGCUCUGCUGGUCCGGAUGGUCCAGGCCAGACUCAGGCUGGAGUUCGGUCUCUACAGGAUAAAUGGGGAUCAGGAGGGGUUUGAGGAGCGCUGGGGGUUUAGGGAGCUGUGCUCUGUGAGGGAGGUGUGCUCUGUGAGGGAGGUGUGCUCUGUGAGGGAGGUGUCCUCUGUGAGGGAGGUGUGCUCUGUGAGGGAGGUGUGCUCUGUGAGGGAGGUGUGCUCUGUGAGGGAGGUGUGCUCUGUGAGGGAGGUGUGCUCUGUGAGGGAGGUGUGCUCUGUGAGGGAGGUGUCCUCUGUGAGGGAGGUGUGCUCUGUGAGGGAGGUGUGCUCUGUGAGGGAGGUGUGCUCUGUGAGGGAGGUGUGCUCUGUGAGGGAGGUGUGCUCUGUGAGGGAGGUGUGCUCUGUGAGGGAGCUGUGCUCUGUGAGGGAGGUGUGCUCUGUGAGGGAGGUGUGCUCUGUGAGGGAGCUGUCCUCUGUGAGGGAGGUGUGCUCUGUGAGGGAGCUGUCCUCUGUGAGGGAGGUGUGCUCUGUGAGGGAGGUGUGCUCUGUGAGGGAGGUGAACAGGGCUGUGGGGGAGGGCUGUCCCUUCUGUGGGGAGAGGGAGACAGUGUUCCACUGCUUCUGGGAGUGUGGGAGGCUCAGGCACAUGCUGGAGCUGCUGAGGGGCCUCUUCACUUCACUGGGGGCAGAGUUUAAUGCUCAGGUGUUUGUGGGGGGGGUCAGGUACUCCAGCCGCAGCAGGAGGAGGGGGCAGCUGCUCAGUUUUCUGGUGGGUCAGGCCAAGAUGGCCGUCUAUGUGAGCAGGAGGAGGAUGGUCCAGGACCAGAGUGAGAUCAGUCCCAGGGCUCUGCUGGUCCGGAUGGUCCAGGCCAGACUCAGGCUGGAGUUCGGUCUCUACAGGAUAAAUGGGGAUCAGGAGGGGUUUGAGGAGCGCUGGGGGUUUAGGGAGCUGUCCUCUGUGAGGGAGGUGUGCUCUGUGAGGGAGCUGUCCUCUGUGAGGGAGGUGUGCUCUGUGAGGGAGGUGUGCUCUGUGAGGGAGGUGUGCUCUGUGAGGGAGGUGUGCUCUGUGAGGGAGGGGGAGCUGGUUUUUUCUGCCUUUUUAUCGUUGUAA
Messenger RNA from Knipowitschia caucasica, 1308 nucleotides. NCBI's taxonomy places the organism in Eukaryota, Metazoa, Chordata, Actinopteri, Gobiiformes, Gobiidae. The record is from the annotation of a GenBank genome assembly.